This is a messenger RNA of Physella acuta, 2078 nucleotides long. RefSeq lists its product as uncharacterized. Gene Ontology annotation, molecular function: methyl-CpG binding. Gene Ontology annotation, cellular component: nucleus. NCBI's taxonomy places the organism in Eukaryota, Metazoa, Mollusca, Gastropoda, Physidae. The record is from RefSeq and is a predicted model, not a curated record. Gene Ontology annotation, biological process: negative regulation of transcription by RNA polymerase II; DNA methylation-dependent constitutive heterochromatin formation.
AGAACACUUAGCCGAUUAUUUUGUAUAGUAAUAGGCCUAAUGCCUAAUAAUAUGGCUAAUAUUACUAGAUCUAGAUCUAAUAAGUUAAUAACUAGAUCUAGGGGCCUAAUAAUAUUAAUAUAGAAAUUAUAUAAAAUUAUCAAUUAAAAAGGUCAAAGAUCUGAUAAACAUGGCAUCAAAAAGAAUGGAAAACUGCUUUUAUCUCCUGCAGGAAAUAAAACAGGAAAUGUCUAUCAAUAUGUCUGCGUGUAUUAAUGAACUUCACAAAGUAUUUCAAAACAUUGAAAAGAUGUGUGACAAUUUUGAAAAACGUUUGAAGGAAGCAGAGCAAAAUUACCUUGCAGAAGUACAGGUGGAGCGAGAAAAUUAUAAAAGCCAAUACAGAAGCCUUCAGCAAAUUAUUCAGCAAAUCCAAAUUAAAAAAGGAAAUCUUGAUAUACAGUUGGAAACUUUCCAGAAUUUUUUUUUAAUAAUCAACACACUUUCCCAAAAGAAUGUUGGAAAACCAGUUGAAAAGACCAAUACUGAAGCAUUAUCUAACAAUAUGGAAUGCAGCACAAUUUCUGGUAAUUUACCUGAACUAGUUUCAAGUCAAACUGCCUUUAUAUCCAACACAGAUGAAAGACAAAGUGUUUUUAAUUGGUUGGAAAAUUUAGAAAAAAAGCCUUCAGUAGUGAGUGACAUAGAACAAUCUUCUCCUCAAACUUCACUUUUGUGUGACAUAGAACAAUCUUCUCCUCAAACUUCACUUUUGUGUGACAUAGAACAAUCUUCUCCUCAAACUUCACUUUUGUGUGACAUAGAACAAUCUUCUCCUCAAACUUCACUUUUGAGUGACAUAGAACAAUCUUCUCCUCAAACUUCACUUUUGUGUGACAUAGAACAAUCUUCUCCUCAAACUUUACUUUUGAGUGACAACGCACCAUCUUCAGUACAACCUUGUGUUUUCAGUGGGAAAAAUCAACCUAAGUCACACCUUAAACAAAGUAGAUCUUCACAUAUUCAUUUGAAACCACUAGUCUUAACAAAAUGCACUAGAUCACAAACACAUUUACAGCAUCCAGUCCUUAGAAAAAGGAUAUCAUCACCUUACACUAAACAUCCAAUCCCCAAAAGUAAACAACGUCCUGUAAAAUCUGCUAAGCUUUGUAAGAGACAGCUCCCACCUGGAUGGAAAGUAAAACUAGUACAAAGAUCUUCUGGUGUUUCUGCUGGGAAAUAUGAUGUGUAUUAUUACAGCCCUGAAAACAUAAAAGUCCGUUCAAAAAAAGAACUUCUCAGCUAUUACAAAGGUCCCAAGGAACAUUUAGAUUUAUUUGAAUUUAGUGUUUCAAAAUUAAUAAAGCAAGGAAUGGUAAAUGAAAAAUAACUAGAAGAGACUACAAAAACAAAAGUAUUUGGUAAAGGGAUGUUUUACUUUUGGAGAUGCCUCACUAAUUCUGUUUUGUUUAUCAUACAUGUAUGUCUAUAUCGCAUGUGUAAACACAUUUAUACAUCAAGAUUGUUUACAGAAAAUUUGUAAAAAAAAUUUUCAGCUGGUUUGAAAGAAAAUCUACUACAGUAAAGCUUUUGUUUUGAUUUUGAAAAAACAGCUAUUUAAACAUAUUUUUCCACUAGAAUGUUCUUUAAAAAAAUGUACAUACAUUAUCACUUGUAUUGCCAAAAUGAGGUGUGUUUUUAAGAAAUGUUUUAUUUAAUUGUCAUUGUUAUACUGUUCUAUCUCUGCAGAUUUAUGUUGUACAUUGGACACGUGUUUGAUUAGAGUGCUGACAUGUAGAAUUCAGGUGUUAUUUUAAAGGUCCAUUUUGCCUAUAUAUAUAUAUAUAUAUAUAAAUAUAUAUAUAUAUAUAGAGAGAGAGAGAGAGAGAGUAAGGGUGCCACUUCAUUAAAUAAAAGAAUUAUCUGUUUUACUUUCUCUGUGUGUAACAUGAAGCGUAUUGUUAGAACUUAAUUUUUCAUUGUAAAGCUAGGUUUGAAAGAAAAAGCUACUCUGGUAUUAAUUAAACAGAGCAGUUUAAACCUUGCAGUUUUUUGUCCUCAAGAGAUAAAUAAAUCAAUUACAAGCACACAAAAAAAGU